CGAAAUGAUCAAUGAUUUAUGGUCUUACGUAGCGCCGACCUCGCACGGUCGUCAUGACGUUAACGAAUGCAAGGCGACUCAACCGGAUAUUCCGCAGCCUUUAUUGUCAGCAUGUGUCAAUUUCCUCACGAUAUAACGUCGCAUAUUUGAACAGAGACCGAGUAGGUACCGCUGGGUCGUGACCCACUUUUCACAGCUUAUAAACGCGAGGUGACCAUGGUAUGACAAAUAUGGCCUACAAGCUCAAAUCUGGGUCAGCAUCAACGCACACUGUCUGUGUGUAGUUUGUGUUCUGUACGUGUUAUUACUUGGAAUGGGCCGAGCAGCCUUCGGUUAUGCCCUUACGUUUAAUUUACGAUCGCGAUUCGCUGAGGGUGUGUCCUAAUUAUUCGGCAGGUGUGAGUCUUUGAAAUGAAUAGUCGUGACGAUAUGUAGGUCAGUGUGCUUUUGAAGGUCAACAGAUCAAAUCCGGUCCAUGGGCCGCGAGACAACAAAGCUAUUGUGCGUACAGCUGUGUUCAAUAAAUGCAGCCUAAUUGUAGUAUCCGCAAACAUACAUCCUCGUCAGCGGUCCAACACAAUCACCUCCGUGACGCUGUUGGUCCUCGUUUCAGAUUUGGUCUUUUUCCCAAUUCCUGUAACACAAAGUGAAUUCCAGGCAGUUGUCGCCAUCACAGAGCAUUUAUUAUCUCAACAGUCACAGAAGUUUGUUUGACUUCCCAAGCAUUUCUUUUCCAGAGCAUUUUGGUGAAACUGUUUUUUUUUUUUUUACACUUUUGGGGCAUUCGACAGUGCCAACAUGAUCUGAACCUCUCUACUAUAGGUUCAAGGCCGCUUACAUGACUGAGACCGGAUAUUAUGGGAAUUUUGGUCAAUGAAGUGGGAGAAAAAGACGGGUCAGCUCAGCUGGAUGCGACAUGCCUGCCAAAGCGUGAGCAGCAAGCGGCGAUGCAUUCACAGAUUGAGUUGAUCCAUAUUUAUGAGUUUUUCUUCUUUGUUUCUUCUAAAAGGACGAAGGGCACCCUUAAGACAUCUAAAAAUUGUUCAUCACAGUCCACUGACUGAACCACCGAAGCUACCAGGUGUUACGUUUAGCUACAGGCCCUCAAGGCUGCUAGGUUGUACACGAGGAGAGCAAAAUAUUCCAUCAACCUUGUUAGAUAAUCGACAUGAGAUACAAUUUUGGAGAUUUGUCAACAGUGAAAAGAAGAGGAAGAAAAGAGAGGAAGAAAGAAACCAGACCAAUAUUACUCAAUGUGACGCAUUAAAAUGAUGCUGUCUGCCUGUGAGGGGUCGAGUCAGGAGGCGCAUUUAGUGCAUGACGCAAUCGAUCUGCGACGAGAAAGCGGGAAGCUAGCAAUGAUGGCGGUGCCGCAACCCAAGCAGGCGAAAGAGGGCGAAGAUUGCUCUCUGCUGCCUUUGGUUCACGAUAUUAUCAAGUGCAUGGACAAGGAGAGCCAGGACGUCCACCAGGAGCUGAGUAAGCUGAAGGCGAAGAUCCAGGAGGCCCGGGAACAGAUCUCCGUCAUGCCGGGUAUUGAGAGCAGCCCCGCCGAGCAACAGCAGCAGCUGGCGACGCUGCGGGAGCAGGUCCGCACCAAGAACCAGUUGCUGCAGAAAUACAAAAGCUUGUGCAUGUUCGACGUGCCCAAAGCGUCUUGAAUGCACAAGUGGAGGAUUAGCAGCUCGGACUUCCAAGAUGCCGGGGACACUUUGCGUACAUUGUAAGCCUUACACGUUGGUUCGGAUCAAAUGGACUUUUCACGAGGGACUGACUUCGAGGUUACUCCAUUGCUCUGGGAGGCGAUUUCGACGUCCUAUAUUAUUUCUCUUUGGUUGGCUAUAUGUUGUUUUGUAAUAAAG
Messenger RNA from Phycodurus eques (leafy seadragon), 1862 nucleotides. RefSeq names its product mediator complex subunit 9 (gene med9). Bases 1269 to 1661 code for a protein of 130 amino acids. Gene Ontology annotation, biological process: regulation of transcription by RNA polymerase II. Gene Ontology annotation, cellular component: mediator complex. Lineage: Eukaryota; Metazoa; Chordata; Actinopteri; Syngnathiformes; Syngnathidae. The record is from RefSeq and is a predicted model, not a curated record. The transcript has 3 exons. Gene Ontology annotation, molecular function: transcription coregulator activity.